AUGGCUCAGGACCACGACAAGGUGGAAAGGAGAAGAAGAGAAGAACGACAAUGUGGAAGAAGAAGAGCAGGUGAGGAUGUGGAUAGACGUGAAGCGACCGGCAACGAAGCUGGUUACGGAGUGCCAUCAAGCGAAGAGGAUGAAAAUGAAGAAGAAGCCGAUUUUCAGCAUCAGAACACGGCAACAAAGCUAGUGGAGAAAGCGAAACAAGCUGCAAUGCCAGCAGACGAAGCCGGAAGAGAUAUAGACGACACAGGACCUCCUCCACCUCCCCCUCCGCGCGAAAAAAUAUUGACGACCCCCGCGGAGCAUGUUCUUUCACAGGGUAUCAAGCCGAGGCAGGAGGACACCAAGAACAGUUCGAAAUCCUCGAAAGAAACGUUGCUUCCGCGCGAGGAAGACGAAGAGGAAAUAAUUCCGGCGGACAACAUGGCCGUUGAAGUUGUGAAAGAAGAUAAGCGACCAGCGGCGGAUGUAUCGAGUCCAAAUCCGGUAGUUAAUGAUGCGGGUAUUGCAGCGGAGAAUGCAGGUGAUACUGCUACUGCUACUGCACUUGUUCAUCCGGGCGAAGCAGAUCGGGAGCUGCUUUUGAAGCUGCUGCAGGUACUGUUUCUGUGUGGGUUUCAUCUGCGUCUUCAUGAAUGUAGAGUGUUGGACCAGCAGAGCGAAAAUUCAAAUUUCAAUUGGCAUUACUUCGGUAGAAAUCUUUUUACGCGGUGUCACUCUACCUAUGACAGUUAUUCUUGUUGCGAAAGCAACAUGGCCAUGGCUACCUCACCCAUGAACGCACAGCAAAACCACGCCCAAAACAGGUUCACGAAGCCCGCGCGGACGGGUUUGAGCAGAGUUUGGGGGAAAUUUUGA
Molecule: messenger RNA, 864 nt
Organism: Amoebophrya sp. A120
Lineage: Eukaryota; Dinophyceae; Syndiniales; Amoebophryaceae
Source: the annotation of a GenBank genome assembly